AUGGGGUUUUCUGGAUGUGGUUCUUCAGGCAUGGUUUUUCACCCUUUGUUAGAAAAUUGGUUAAUGCUUGUAUCUCUACUGUAUCUUUAUGUGUUGAUGAACGAGAACCCUUUGAAGGAGAUCAUCCUUGCGAGAUGGUUGAGACAAGGAGAUCCCCUAUCUCCUUAUUUGUUUAUUUUGGGCAAUGAGGUUCUUUCAAAACUGUUGUUGAAAGCUCAAGGGGAAGGCAUCUUAUCUGGGUAUGAAGUGGCUGGUGGCUUCCUAAAAAUCUCUCAUUUACUCUAUGUCGAUGUUACUAUGCUCUUUCGUGAAGCAAAUAUUGACCCAGUUAAUUUACUCCAGCAAUGCCUCCACAAGUACAGUUAUUGGUCUGGGCAGCAUAUCAACAUGAACAAAUCCUCUAUCAUUUUCUCAAAGAAUGUGUCUCAAGGAGUGAAUAAUAGACUCCAGACCUAUUUGGGUUUCAAGUUGAUGGAUAAAACCAACAGGUUCUUGGGGAACCCUUUGUGCAUAUCCAAAAAUAGAUAUGCUAGUUUUAAAUUUACCCUCGAUAAAGUGAUGAGCAAGCUGAAAGGGUGGCAUUGCAAGUUGCUUUCCCAAGCGGGAGGAACCACCCUCAGAAGUUCGUUCAUUCAAGGGAUCCCGUCUUAUUGUAUGUCUACUUAUCUUGUGCCAAACUCGAUCUGUGAUGACUUGGACAAAAUUGCUAGGAAGUUUUGGUGGUUGGGAAAUUUUUGA
Humulus lupulus (European hop) is the source of this 738-nucleotide messenger RNA. RefSeq lists its product as uncharacterized. NCBI's taxonomy places the organism in Eukaryota, Viridiplantae, Streptophyta, Magnoliopsida, Rosales, Cannabaceae. The transcript has a single exon. The record is from RefSeq and is a predicted model, not a curated record. Bases 1 to 738 code for a protein of 245 amino acids.